This is a messenger RNA of Scheffersomyces coipomensis, 477 nucleotides long. RefSeq lists its product as uncharacterized. Gene Ontology annotation, cellular component: early endosome membrane; retromer complex. Lineage: Eukaryota; Fungi; Ascomycota; Pichiomycetes; Serinales; Debaryomycetaceae. The record is from RefSeq and is a predicted model, not a curated record. Gene Ontology annotation, biological process: late endosome to Golgi transport; endocytic recycling. The transcript has a single exon. Bases 1 to 477 code for a protein of 158 amino acids. Gene Ontology annotation, molecular function: phosphatidylinositol-3-phosphate binding.
AUGUCUAAACCAUUUCAAUCCAUAAGUGAUGUCAUAAACACAUCUCCAUCCAAACAUAAAGCUCAAUCAUUCCGAGAGAUUUAUGGAGAACCGGAGAAUUUUCUUGAAGUUGAAGUACGAAAUCCUCAAACUCAUGGAUAUGGAGGUGAUUUAUAUACUGAUUAUGAAAUCAUUUGUCGUACCAAUAUACCAGCAUUCACGAAGAAGAAUAGUAGUGUUCGAAGAAGAUAUAGUGAUUUCGUUACGUUUCGAAAAAUACUAGAACAAGAAACUACAAGAGUUGUUAUACCUCCAUUACCGGGGAAAAUUCUUUUAAAUUCAAAUAAAUUUAAUGAUAUCAAUAUUGAACAAAGAAGACAAGGAUUAGAAAAAUUCUUAACUACCGUUAGUGGUCAUCCAUUAUUACAAACUGGAUCUAAGACAUUGAUUGCCUUUAUUCAAAAUGAAAAAUGGGAAGCAAGAACAGCUUAUUAUUAA